Messenger RNA from Anguilla anguilla (European eel), 4363 nucleotides. It is a transcript of the gene znf512, whose product is annotated as zinc finger protein 512. Gene Ontology annotation, molecular function: zinc ion binding. The record is from RefSeq and is a predicted model, not a curated record. Bases 331 to 2262 code for a protein of 643 amino acids. The transcript has 16 exons. Lineage: Eukaryota; Metazoa; Chordata; Actinopteri; Anguilliformes; Anguillidae.
GUCUCAUGGAACCGCCUCCUGCAGUGGUGGUGAAUGAGAAGUUUAUCUCAUUUGCUGUUGCGGAAUAGAGGGCGUUUCGAGAAUGAAGUCAUCUCGCGGUGGGGAUGGUAAUAUGGUGUAUUCAAGUGUUUGUCUCAACAGUGCGGCGUACAAGUGCAUUUGAUGCAGAUUUAUAGUGAUCGCAUAUUGCGGUCCCUUUUACCGAGCAAAAUUAUGUGUUCCAAGAGUCCCACUGAGCUAAUGUAAGCUGACGAAAAAGGCUAAACAUCAAGAGGAGAGGAAGCGUAGUCCUUCUAAAAGCAGUGAAAGCAUUAGCUUUCCAGGUGUAACAUGGAUCAGAAAAUGAAGACCGUGUCAGCCCCUAAUGUGACCAGGAAGAGGAAGGCAUCAAGGCCAAAACAGAAAGGCAAGGCACAAGGAGCUUCUGAGGUGUUGGUGGCAGGCGGUAAAUCAAGUGGAGACAAAAAUUCCAGGCGUGUGGAGGAGCAGCACCGGAAGCCUCUGAAGAUAAAGAGGACAUACGGAAGAAACAGCAUUCAGGGCCUCCUGAGGGCCCCGCGGGGUCACGCGGACGAUUCGGCCAGCGAUUCGUCCUGCUCCUCGGCAGCCUCCUCCGGGCUGGCCAAUGGCAGCGAGGAGCUGACCUGCCCGUCUAGGAAGCCAGCCUCCUGCCCGGAGGUCAUGGGUGAAGGACCCAGCUCAAACAGACGGAAGGGGAAAGAUGCUGUGGCCAAGAAGAAACAGAGAAUGGAAGACAAGAAGCCCUCCAAGGAAGCAAAGGGCAUAAAGCAGUCAGUUGCUGUGGAGCAGAGUCAGAGCAGUGAACGAGCCAUGGAAGUGGGCGAACAGAAAAGGAAAGGAUCAGCGAUAAAGAAGGGCCCCUCGAGCCACAUUUCAGGGAGUCAGGAGGAGACGUGGAACCUGCAGAUCGCGGAUAAAGGACGAGUCACGUGCCCCAACUGCAAAACCGUCAGUCGGAAAACCGUUGAGGGGUUGAAGAAACACAUGACGAACUGCAAAGUGGUGUGUGCAAUGACAUGCAACACGAAUCCCUUCACAUGUAACCACUGUGGGAAACAACUGAAGUCUUCAACUGGCAUGAAGUAUCACCUCAUGGCCGAUCACAAUAACCUGCCCACACCAGAGGACGGGAAUGAAGCGGACGGUCAGCUGGUGAAGGAGAAACUCAGGAAGGUGCUGAAAAGAAUGGGCAAAUUAAAAUGCUCAAAAGAGGGCUGUAGUGGCAGCUUCACCAGCGUCAUGGGCUACCUGUACCACACCAGGAAGUGUGGGAAGGAGGAGGCGGAGCUGAAGAAGCUCCUGCUCAACUGCAGGCAUUGUGGAAAGGCCUACAAGUCCAGGGCGGGGCUGGAGUACCACCUCAAAUCGGAGCACGGCCCAACGCCCCCGAAGAGCGACGACGAGGAGCCCAAGCCCCCCGCGGAGCCUGACCCGGAGCGGACCCCCAGCGGCCGGCUGAAGAGGACGUCCGCCCAGGUGGCGGUCUUCCACCUGCAGGAGAUCGCCAGCGAGGAGCUCCUCAAGGAGUGGCCCAAGAGGAAGGUGCAGCAGGACCUGGUCCCGGACGACAAGAAACUGAAGUACGCCCGACCAGGGCUCCCUGCAUUCAGCCAAGAGGUUCUGCGGAAAUGGAAAAAUGAAGUUAAGCUGCAGAGAAAAGUACAAUGUCCAAACCAGGGUUGCGAUUCAGUCUACACCAGUGUGUCUGGUCUGAAAGCUCACCUUGGACUCUGUUCAAGGGGUGACUUUGAAGCAGGAAAGUACAAAUGCCUGAUAUGUGAUAAAGAGUUCAGCUCCGAGAGUGGGGUGAAGUAUCACAUCAACUCGAUCCAUGCACAGGACUGGUUCAUCGUGAGCUCAAAAGCGUCCAAGAGCUUUGAGAAGCUCCUGAAGGGCAAGUCCAAGGGGAGCAGCGCUCAGAGCUGCCCCGCCCAGAGCCCAUCCCUCCGCUUCACCCCGGGGUUCAAGGGCUGGCGGGACAAGAAGCGGAGCGGCCUGAUCUCCGUCCUGAGGACGAAGGCGGGGCAGGAGGACGGCAAGCGGAAGCAGGAGAGGCGGGAGAAGGACUGCUACGACUUCAGCAGCAGCGACAGCAACAGCAGCAGCAGCAGCGGCAGCGGCGGCAGCUCCAGCAGCGACUCCGAGGCCGAGGGGCCCGAGGCCCCGCGACACGACAAGUGGGCCCUCAAGAGGCCCCUGGCCAGGGUGGACAUGGCCAAGAGGGCCAAAAACACCGCCUAACUCCGCCCACUACGUCCCACCAACCCGCCUCCCACCAACCCGCCUCCCGGCUUCUGCACUUUUUUUGUGAUGAGGCAAGCUUUGUUUUUUUUUGUUUUUUAUUUACUUCAGUGUUUGUUUCAAGAAAAAGGGAAGUACGGUCGGUUCGCCUCGAUCGCAGCUCUAGCGCUUUUGUUGGGCGAGAACCGAGGCGGCAGAGCCAGCUGUUUUACCUCCAUAUUUGUUAUGGAAUUAUUUAUUUUUUUCAAUUAUUUUUGCUCACCAUUCUCUUUGGCUUCAGAAUGGCUGUCACCAGUAGUAGCAGUAACCAUACGUCACUUUACGUCAUCAUGCAGCUAUAUUGGUUUAUGCGUACACAUUGCAAAUUAUCCCUAUACAGUAUUUCCCAUAAUGUUGAAGGAAGGAGAAUUUUGGUUUCAAGACCAAAGGUUAUAGUACAACCUUGAUGUGUGUGUUACUUGAAAGCCCUCCGCCAAUGGGGCUGAGUGCCAGAGAGAGGGGCUACAUCACAGUAUAUAUGUACUCUAGAAAUGUACGCCACAUCAGAUAGUAUUACAGAAUGAUCUGGAGAACCAGCAGGUGGCGGGCUUGUGUCUACAUACUGUAUUUCAAAGACAACGCACAGGAACCAGAGAAACUCCAAUAUGGAAUUCACACAGAAUGCUUUCUGGCUCGUGCUAUGAUUGCUCUCUUCUGUGUAUAUUUAUUUUUUAAAGAAUGGAGUUAAGGUACAGGCGGCAAAUAUACCUGCCAUUCAGCCUUGAUUGCACAUUGAGUUGCAUGUCACUGUUCAGAUUCUACACUGAGUAUCAUGAACGUUCUCUUUGUAUUUUGGGAAGGGAACUACAAUCCAUAAACAAAACAUUAAAGGGAAAGUGGACUCUUAAAAUCUUUGUCAUCCCAGUUAAUGAACAGGUUAAUGCAUACGACUUGAACCUAGUUUAUGUAUUUUACCCGCUUUGUCUUUUUUUUUCGCAGACGUCAUCAGAUGCUUUUUUCUGUUCUGUUCAUAUUUCCCCAUUUUCAUGCAGUGCUUUGUGCAUCCUCUGGUGAUACGUUUCGUUCAAAAUGGCUGAUCGUGAGUAUUUCUCUAAUGCUGGAAUGACUGCGCCUGCGCACUGCUGAAAUAUUAGCAAGUUUGAGAGCUCUUGGUUAAAAUGCAAAACACCCAAUGGUGCUAAAAUUUUCUAUGCUUAAAAUGCUUUUUUUUUUUUUUUUUUUUUUUAAACUAGUUAACACCGUUCAACGGAAUACUUCCUUAUUAGAAAGACAGCUCACAAAUCCAUUGACGAAACAAUGGUUAGGGAUAUCCAAGUAGCCAGUCCAGUCAAGGUUUUAAUGAUCUUUAAAGAGUUCUCCUAAACAGGUUUAAGACUGACUCAACUAAAUUUAAUUAAUUAUUCUCUGCAAUUUCAACUUCCGCAACACUACUUUUUAACUUCAAUUUCAUGUUUUACAUUUAACUUAUUUUACAUUUGUAUUUAUUUGCAGACAUAAUGCAUCUUGUUUAAAAGUGAAACACUGUUUAAACAUAUGUUAGAGUUAGCAGGUCCUUUUAAUAUAUAAAGGAGUGUGCUGUAUAUGAUCAAUGUAACCAAAGCAAGCAGGAUGCAUGCACUUUUAACCCACUGAAAUGAACUUGUGUCCUGUAUUCAGCCAUUGUGAGAGCUGAUUUCUGUGACUGACAAAGAGCUGUUUCUUGGGAGUGCUCCAGUGUGUACAAUUUCUCUGUUUGAAACUCCACAGAGACAGAUUAAGGCUGCAUAUGAAGGUUUGUGCUUUGAUGUUUAAAUGUUUCACAAUAAUAAUGUGUCCAUUGUUUUUCGGUUUUGUUUCAUUUUGGUUUUUUUUAUUUGUAAGAAACGUAAGGGAUUAUUUCUGAGCACCUGAUAUAUGUAUGUAAUAUAUGUUCUUUUUGUGGCUAGCUUUAUUUAUAAUGAGAAGUCUGUUAUUGAUUAGGAUAGAGCACUACUUGUAUACUUGCAUUACUUGUAUAUUUCUUAUUUGUAUUUUUCUUAUUUAGAAGUAUGUACCUUUAAAUUUUCUAGCUAGUGAAAUGGAAGACUAAUCACUGGAUUAAAACAUUUAUGUACACACAAAA